Molecule: messenger RNA, 6859 nt
Organism: Rhincodon typus (whale shark)
Lineage: Eukaryota; Metazoa; Chordata; Chondrichthyes; Orectolobiformes; Rhincodontidae
Product: inactive ubiquitin carboxyl-terminal hydrolase 53
Exons: 17
Coding region: 1173-4487 (1104 amino acids)
Biological process (GO): response to auditory stimulus; sensory perception of sound; protein deubiquitination
Cellular component (GO): cell-cell junction
Molecular function (GO): cysteine-type deubiquitinase activity
Source: RefSeq, a predicted model, not a curated record
UUAACUUUUUAAUCUUGGUUUCCUUAUUUUACUCCGUUGUACCUAAGAUUCUGUACCAAGGUACCUUUGUACCUAAGAUGGCGCUCUAAGUGGCGACUUGUAAACUUUUCACUAUACUCGUGAGUUACAUUCAAAUUCAAAUGAAACAGUACAUUAUACCAUAAUUGCACUUAAUAAAAUACUGGUAAAAACUUGUUUACAUCAUAAAAAUUCCUGACCCAUACAAACAUCUUUCAACUUAAAAGCAAAACUAAAUUAUCUAGAGAUAAUAAGCCAAACAAAUUAUCUAACAGGGAGGAGCAGUGGCCGGACAGAUCGCAGAGAUUUCCAAACUCCAUUCUUUCGCCGUUCGGCUUGAUUAUUGCAAUCGCUGGAGGCUCACUAGCUUGGUUAGUGUUAUUAUCACAGCCCAACCUAACGUCUCCUUACUUCACCACGAAAGGAGGUCAGCGAGGAAGAAUCUCCUCCCCGAAUACCCCAAUCUCUUGGCACCACUCGUUCAUACGUACUCUCCUUUGAAUUGUACACAGAGCUGCUUUGCCCGAUCAAUCAUUUUUCCUUCUCCUCCUCCUCCUCCUUUCAAAUGACAGGCAAGGAAGGAAAACCACAGAGAGAAAGACAACCCCAGACCUAUACCUAAGGUAGGAGUACUCGCCGUGCUGCCAUCACUCCCCGCUUUCCUGAGCUGCGGCUGGAGUCGCACGUGACCGGACGCAGGCAGCUGGAAUCAGCUGGUGGUGGCGCAACGGCGCGCGGUGCUGGUGUCGAAGGCGGACGGUUGGAGCGGAGUAGUCUCCUUUCGCGCGCCGCUCGCCUCACCUGCCGGAUCCGGCCAGGGCAACGUUUUCCUGCUCCUUCUCCUCACUCUCCGUCCUGUAGGCCCGCCGUCCUUCGUCCAGUUCGCUGCCAUCACCACCGCCGCACUCACCGCUCUGCGGAGUGUGUGUGUCCGAGGAAGGCGAUGAAGGACUGCGGAGGGUGAAAAGAGUUGAGUUUUUCGAAGGGGAGCUACCCCAUGGAGAGCAGCCGCUUCACCUGAGAAGGGGAGGGAGGGUGGGUGGGUGUGUGGUGGGGGUGUUCGCGAGGCACCUGGCAGCCAGCUCGCGGCCCGAACCGCCCCGCCCCCUCCCUCUGUCAGUCCGAUUGUUGUGGCUCGCGCCGCUCCCGGGACGAUGGCCUGGAUGAAGAACUUCCUGAAGCCUGGGGGUAACCUGCGGAGCGGCUACCAGCCCGGGAGCAUGUUGUCCAUCGCCCCGCCCAAAGGGCUUCUGAACGGACCCGGAGAGAACAGCUGCUUCCUCAACAGCGCGGUGCAGAUUCUGUGGCAUCUGGAUAUUUUCCGACGGAGUUUAAGACUGCUGCCUGGACAUGUAUGUUCAGGGAAUGCUUGCAUUUUUUGUGCUUUGAAGAAUAUAUUUGUAGAAUUUCGAAACAGUAGGGAAAAAGCCCUUCCCUCUGAUAUUUUGCGAAAUGCUCUGGCUGAAAGUUUUAAAGAUGAACACCGUUUCCAGCUCGGUCUAAUGGAUGAUGCAGCAGAAUGCUUUGAGAAUAUUUUGGAGAGAAUUCAUUUGCACAUCGUUUCAGACACUGAAAUGGAUACAUGCACUGUUAAGUCUUGCAUCACCCAUCAAAAAUUUGCCAUGACUCUUUAUGAGCAGAGUGUGUGCCAUAGCUGUGGAGCUACGUCAGAUCCUUUACCUUUCACUGAGCUGGUACAUUAUGUCUCAAUUACAGCUCUAUGUAAUCAGGUUGACAGGAUGAUAGAGAGGAAUGAACGUCCCAGGCCAGAAUCGUUUGCAGAGCUACUUCAGGCAGCAAGCACUAUUGGUGACUUCAGGAAUUGUCCGAGUAAUUGUGGGCAGAAGAUAAAGAUCAGACGUGUGCUAAUGAAUUGCCCAGAGAUUGUCACCAUUGGUUUAGUAUGGGAUUCUGAGAAUUCCGAUCUCACAUCAGAUGUGAUUCGAUAUUUGGCACCUCAGCUUUUUCUCCCUGGACUUUUCUUCCAAGCAACUGAUGAACGGGCUAAGAGAAGUGAAUUGGUUCUUGUUGGAAUGGUAUGCUAUUCCAGCAGACACUAUUGCACCUUUGCCUUUCAUACAAAAAGCUCCAAGUGGAUUUUCUUUGAUGAUGCUACAGUUAAGGAGGUUGGAUCAAAGUGGAAAGAUGUGCUUUCCAAGUGUGUCCGAGGUCACUUCCAACCCCUGCUGUUGUUUUAUGCUAAUCCCAAUGGUUUGCCGGUCAAUAUGGAGGAUGUAACAAUUCACAACCUACAGUCUGCUCACUGUAGAACAGAUGGAGAGGAUUCAGAAAAAGAAAUGCAAAUAUCUGCUGCCAGAUUGAUUGACCACGUAAGGGAAGGUGGAACCGAAGGCCAAUUGUCAAAAACAAGUCACCAGAAAAUGCCUCCAAAACAACCAUCUAAUACUAAAGGAGGCUUCCAGAGGGGUUUCAUUCAAGAUAGUCGAGGUCGAGGGCUAAUUAAAGUAUUUCCUGAUGAAAAUCCUUUUCGAUUCCGAGACCGUUCAAAAGAUCAGGCUCAAAAGCCACACAAUGCGAGGAGUUCUUCACAACCCCUGAAAAUAGAAAAUGAUAAGCUAACAAGAAGAGCUGACUACGGCAGACAGAAAGAGGAUAGAUCUCCUUCAAAAUCUGGAACGCCACCUCAUGGAAACGGUCUGAAACAUUUCUGGGAUCAACAUGUACACAGUGGUCACAGGAAAGGACCUUCGAGUGAAGGUAGAGCUACUCCACAACCAACAGCACCAUCAAACAGAUUGUUUUAUGCUUCUGACAAUAAAAACAAAAGCAGCAGCUUCAGUGAAUAUGAUAUUGAUAGUCAAGAUUCAAGGGACAAAGGCAAUGGUAGGAAUAGAAGUAAGGGUAAGGUUUGGAAACCAUCACGGGAAACACUGAAUGUGGACAGUAUUUUUGAGGAUGGAAACAAAAGGCAAAGCAGUCCGAAGCACAGAUCAAGUUCUUCUAACCAACCACAGCAUAACAGAGGACUGAAUGCUCAUGACGUAUUGAGAGAGAACAGAAAACACAAAGAACUAAUGACCAUAUAUGAAGAUGAACUCAAACAAGGAAGUGUAAGUUCUUUGGAGGCGGAUGGAAAAUCAAAUCCAGAAAAAGACAAAAGCAACAUGACUGAAACCAGUUGUCAAGUGCAGAAAAUUGAAGCAGGGUAUGAAAGCAAUGAUCGACUCAGCAAUAACUCGGUUAGUUAUAAUGCUUUGGCCAUGGAAACUUUCAAUGGAAAGCACUUGAAGAAUAUUCAAGAUUCAUUUAGCAACAGGUGUCAGCAAGAAUUAUACAAACCUAAUGCGUGUCCCAAUCAUUCUCUCAGGUUUCCAGUUAAUGAAGUUGAAAUGCAGAACAAGGAGUCGAAACAAAGAGAUGAGAUUGUUGAAGGACUUAACAUGCAGAGAUCGCAGUUUGGUAUGGAUAGGCUCACUAAAGGCCAAGCCUCACCUUUGGUAGAAAGAUCCUGGAAAUCUGCUCCCCUCCCUAAGCAAAAUACACAGUUCCAUGAGUCAUCAGGAAUGUACUUGCAAAACCACAGGUUCUGUAAGAAUGAUCCAAAUCCACUACAACAACAAUUGAAACAAGCACCCACAGACAAACCUGUUCCAAAUAUUUCAGCCAAGUCCAACAACGAAGAUAUAUCUGUGCCACAAGAUCAUGUAUUUCCUAGUAAAGAUUUCAAGAAGAUUGUUUAUGGAAAAAAUUCUGGUUACAAUUUUCCAAUGUCACUGGAUUCUGCAGAUCAUUGGAUUCCUCCCCAUUUACAGCAUAUGGAAAUAAACGCAGUAACACCACCAACUGGAUCACUAGUACAUUUGCAUCCAGCUAGUCGAUCCUCUGAGAAAUCUCAGCUUGAUCAAUGCCUGCUGUCUGAGGGCCUAAGCUCAUAUCAUGGUUGUGAAAAGAGAGAAAAUUUCCUAGAAUCUACCCGUCAAGAAAGGUCAUCAUCACCACCACCUUUGCCUCCAAAAAUGUAUAAUCGGAGAGCCCCAUCCAAUUUGGACAGCAGUGCCUUAAGUGUUAAAUCAAUGGAUGAGCUAAGAGAGCAAAAGGAAAAUGUUUCUAUUUUGACAAAAGUGGCUACAUGUGUAAAAUCCAGGUUUAUGGAUGAUGCAACAGUGCCUCUGAAUGAGGUUCCAAGAAGGAUUUCUGAUCAAGGACAGAUUUCAAGUUCUGCUGAAAAAUCUAAUCAUGAGGCGUAUGUGCCUGAUGAUUCUGCAGUGUUUGCAACCAGUGCUCCUUCGGUAGGACUAGAUAAACACGUUGCUCCAACAACCUAUUUUUCUGUGGAUUAUUGCAUGACUGAUACUUACAGACUCAAAUACCAUGGGAGACCUAAACUCUUCUUUGCAGAUUUGAAAUCUAGUGAAUCACAGCAGGGAGCAGAAAAUCCCUUUCAAGGUUCAUCUGUGACUACAUCUCAAAUGAUUCCUAGCCCUGGAAAAGGAAAUUCUCAUUCAUAAUUGGUACUGUGAAACACCACUAGGUUUUGCUCAUAUUCUGCUUUGUGUCAUUCAGCAUUCAUGGAAUUAAAGACACCACUAAUUGAAUACAAAAACACGACAAGUGAGAUAAAUCACAACUAAAAUAAUAACGGAUUCUAAUUGUAUUCAAUUCCAUGUUGGUUCUACACACUGCAUAAUUGGAGAACAGUGAUUAAUACAGAAGGAACUCCAAUCAAAAUUACCAUGAGAAGAAUAAUUGAUAUUGCUGAUGUUGUCCAGCAGAGGGUAGCCAUCAUUGAUAUAACUGAACAAACUCAAAACAAAUUGUCACACUGCUCUGUGUGGUGUAGACUCAAGUACUGUGCAUGGUGAAGAUGUGCAAAUAUUUAAAAAUGUCAGUCAAAACCUUGCAUUCUGAAUAUUGCUAACAAAAUACUUUUGUAUUACUUAAUCUUUCUUUAAUAUAAACCACAGUUUUGAGAUUUUUCAUUGCAUCAUUUCAAAUAUUCCUGUCUUGAAUCUUAUGCCAAGAAAAUGUUGAGCAAAGUUGACUAAAAUUGCGGAGAACAAGAUGAAGCAGAUAUGCUGUCUUGUUUUCUUGUAAACUUAUUUUUUGAUGUGAUAAGCUAUAAUUUUAAUUGUUUUAUUCCAGAAGAAACUGAUAAAUUGCCAUAAAAUGAAACUUUAAGAUUAGGCAAUUAAUUUGAAACCAAUCUGUACCGAAAACCUCAUCUUGCACUACUUUGAGCAAAGUGCAGUUGUGCAGGAAAUGAAAAUAUUUUUAAAAUUGGCAGGUUUAUCCACUUAAAUCAAUACAUUCUUACGGUUGAGUAAAAGAUCUUGAAAAAACACCAACAGAAUAGCAUAUGGAACCUGAACAAAGUUAUUUCAGUGGCUUUUUAAAAAUUCAGGUGUUAACAAGAAGUAUUUUUUUAUUUGUAUGGAGAAAUAUCAAUGCACUCCCAUCAAUUUCUGUCUGAAGGUCCAAGAUGCUGUUAAUUAUCCAAAGAUUAGCAGAAAAUGUUUUUAUUCACAUAAACAACAAAGUCUAAUAAGUCAAUAAGUGUGAAUCUAAUGAUAAUAGAAAUCUGAUUGGUGCUAUGAGAAACUGGCAAAAGCAAAACAUAACUUCUCAAUUCCUGAAACUUCACAUGAUUUUAGCAUUUUCUGUAUUUGCAUUUGUCAAAUGAACUUUCAGAAGCCAGUUUUUUGAUUAAAACCCUGUAAUUUUAGUGUAAUUAUAUACCAACUAUGGAAUUAGUUGAAUACUUUUGAAACAAAUUUUAGUUGUCCUCUGUAAGCGUAUACAGUUUGGAUUUCUUUUUUCUCAAGUCACUGUUACUACAUAAAUGAACUUUCAAAACUAAAAAAGCCAAACCUUUCAAUGAAGUGUUUACUGAAUGAAGAUUAGUGGUGGCUGUGUACAAAGAUACAAGCUCUGUGACACAAAUGCAAAAAUUCUGAAAAACACGAACUUUUUUUUAAACAGAAAACCCUUUUAUAAAAAAUAUUCUUUAUGCAUUGAGGAAAAAACCUAUAUAGGCUAUGAGAUUUCAGGUACUGUAACUUAUUUUUUAACAUUGAUAGCUGCUUAUGAACAUUUUCCUAACCUUCUCAUUAAAAUAUUACCUUAUCUGAAGAAUACUAUGUAUUAACAGUAGACUUCUUUUGUUCUGUUACCAUGCAAACAUUUAUGGCAUUUGAGCUAUUUGUUAAAAUUACGCCUAAAUGAGACCUGAUAGGCAGAUCAAUUAUUGAAUAGCAUCAUUUCCAUUUGUAACAAAAAAUGCUACUAAUAUAUUUUUGUAUCAAAUUCAAUGUUCUUAUCCCAAGUCUUGUUUUUAUUUUCAAAGUGUGCCUGUAUCUUUUGGGCUAAAAUCCUAUUUGGCUCUAACAAAAAGUGAGGAUAUUUAUAUACCUUCUGAACUACAUUGAAUUUUGCUGCACACUAAACAGCUAACUUAGUUUUUGCAUACAAAUAUUUUACCAGUUUUGUUAACUUGCUGGACUAUCCCAAAAGAAUGCCUUAAGAUUUUUUAGGAUCAUUGCAAUAAAACACAAUUCUAAAUAACUUGACUACCAAAUAAUUUCAUUGUGCUGUAAAAGUGCUAUGUUAGAAAUUCUUGACUCCAAACACCUGAUUAAUGCAGCCUGUGAAACAAUUAAAUACUAAAGGACCAAUAUGGAAGCGAGACCAAACUGUGGCUAGUACAGAGUGUCUAUUUAUUUUUCUAUGUAAAAUGAGGGACUAUUUGUAGCAAAUGAUUUUUAUUAUGCUUUGGAUAUAUAUUGUGGAGUAACUAUUUACUUUGUACAAAAAGGUUAUUUCUAAUUUCAUGUACUAAUAUCUUCCAGAUAAAAGUAUUAAAUUCUAAAGUAUUUUCAUCCUA